AUGAUGUCACUGGGCUGUAAGUCACCGCUGCUCAGACACGUAGUGUGCCACCGCAGACAGGUGCUCAUGGUGCUGAAGGACCAUCACAGACAGGUGCUCAUGGUGCUGAAGGAUAACUCCGAAUUAAACCUGUCCUUCACUUUUAAAGUUGAUGGAUUCAGUUAUGUGAUUUUUGCUUCAUCUGAGAACAUGAAAUGUUUUGGCUGCGGCGCAGAGGGUCACCUGAUCAGAGCGUGCCCAGAACGAAUGGAUCAGAAUGUGCCGCGUAAUGACGCACAGACACCGAGCACCUCUGCAGCCUCCGCUGAGACCAGCGCGGAGGCAGCGGAGCCAUCGGGGGACGCGCCCCCGGCCCCAACGCCUCCCCCCGCGGACAGCGCUGCUGAGGACCCCCCUGACGACCCAGACAGCGGGUCCGGGUCUGCGGAGCCCGCGGUGGACCCCGCGGUGGAGCCCGCGGUGGAGCCCGCUGCUGGGCCCGCGGUGGAGGCCCCCACUGCUGUCAAUGACCCUGACAGCACUCCUCCUCCCCCCGAGGAGCAGGUGUGUGACAUGAGCCAGGAGCUGAGCAGUGUGGGAGACAGUGACUCUGAGUUUUUAGAUGAGGAGAUGUCAGAUGGGGAGCAGUGUCUCUAUCCUCAGAAGAGAAAGGGAGGCAGUUCUCAGAGCACUGAGAAACCGUUUAAAGUCACACGCAGUUUGAGUAAAGGUGUUAAGUCAUGUUCAGCUGCAGACAUAAGAAAGUUUUUGAGAGACACUAAAGGGAUGAGGAGUGUAAAGGUAGAAAACUAUUUUCCUAACCUGAAGCUUUUCUCUGAGACGGCCCGGCCCCUGGUGUGGAGCUCCAGCUCUCAGGUUGAGGACGCUCUCACAGACCAGGAGAGAUUCAGGCUUAAGAAACUCCUGAGCAAAGUCAGGGCCCAAGUGGCCAGCAGUUUAAAUAUUAAUGGUUGCCGGGACAGAGCGAAGCGAGCUGCUCUGUUCCAGUUCUUGCAGAUGAAAGGAGUAGAUGUGGUGCUCCUACAGGAGACACACAGUACUGCAGAGAUAGAGUCAGACUGGAGGAGGGAGGUGGGGGGCCAGCUGGUCCUCAGCCAUGGCUCCGCCUCCAGUGCAGGAGUAGCAGUGUUGUUCUCCAGGAGGUGUCUUCCAGUGAGUGUAGAGACUGAGGAGGUGGUAGCGGGCCGCCUGCUCCUGGUACGUGCACAGUUGGAGACCACUACAGUAACAUUUGUGUGUGUGUACCUGCCGUGCACCGGAGCACAGAGGGUCCUGAUGAUGGACACUCUGUGUGAAUGCAUCAGGGACUGCACAGACUCUGGGGACGUCCUGUUCGUGGCCGGGGACUGGAACUGUACUGUGGAACCACAACAUGACAGGAAUCACCCUGAGCCCCACCCGGCCUCCUCCCUCAGGCUGAGGCGGCUGUUGGAGGUCCACAGUCUGGAGGACGUGUGGAGGACUCUGCACCCAGGCGUCCGUGAGUACACGUGGUCCCACUGUAAGGACAAUGCUCUGUCUCUGGCUCGUUUGGACCGAGUGUAUGUUCCGGGACACCAGCUGAGCAUGUGCACUGCGGCUCACUUCAGUCCUGUGGGCAUCUCUGACCACAGUUUUAUUGUUUGUGUAAUUCGAGUGUCUAAUGUGCGGGUGGGCAGUGCUUACUGGCACUUUAAUAAUUCACUGCUUUUGGAUAAAAUGUUUGUUUGUGCUUUUAAAGUGUUUUGGGAGUCCCACCAGCGAUGUAAGGCCCACUUUGUGAGCCUGCAGCGAUGGUGGGACUAUGGGAAAGUGCAGAUAAGGCAGCUGUGUCAGGAGUACACUCAUGGUGUCACAAGAGACAGGGCCCGGCUUGUGAAGGAGCUGGAGACUACAGUGGUAGAACUGCAGCGUUUAGCAGUUUCUACAGGAGAACGGGGGUGUUUACAGUCCCUCAAAGCACAAAAGUCGGCCUUGGCCAGCCUGCUGGGCUCCUCUGCACAGGGGGCUCUGGUCCGGUCCCGCCACAUGGAUCUGACCCUGAUGGAUGUACCCUCUCAGUUCUUCUUCAGUCUGGAGGUAAAGAACGGGCAGAAGAGGAUCAUCCAGUCUCUGCGCUCGGACGGCGGUCGCCUCAUCACAGACUCUGCCGAGGUCAGGAGCUUUGCCGCAGGCUUUUAUGAACAUUUGUUUAGCUCGGAGCUGCGUCCCGGGUCUGUUAUGGGAGGCCGGUUUGGGGACGGUCUGCCUCAGGUCAGUGAUGAGGACAAUAAGAAACUGGAGGCCCCACUGACUCUGGCUGAACUGGGCUCUGCGGUGGGGAGUCUAAAACCAGGCAGAGCUCCGGGCAUAGACGGACUUUCGGCCGAUUUUUACAAGGCCUUCUGGGACGUCUUGGGGCCAGACCUUCUGGAGGUCUUUAUGGACAGUCUGGAGAGCGGUCGUUUGCCCCUGAGCUGCAGAAGAGCAGUACUGACUUUGCUCCCAAAGAAGGGUGAUCUGCAGCUCCUAAAGAACUGGAGGCCGGUGUCGCUGCUCUGCAUGGACUACAAGAUCCUGUCCAAGGUGUUGGCGUCCCGGCUGAGAGGGGUCAUGGCCUCGGUCAUCCACGUGGACCAGACGUACUGUGUGCCCAGCAGGCUCAUAGGGGAUAACAUCACCCUGAUCAGAGACGUUUUGGAGGUCUCCGGCUCAUUGGGAAUCAACCUGGGACUGAUUUCCAUAGACCAGGAAAAGGCGUUUGACCGGGUUGAACACCAGUACCUCUGGCAGACCAUGACUGCCUUUGGGUUCAGCUCUGGGUUCAUCGCCCACAUCCAGACUCUGUAUUGUGACGUCAUGAGUGUACUGAAGGUGAAUGGGGGGCUCAGUGCUCCGUUCAGUGUGGGGAGGGGCAUCAGGCAGGGCUGCUCUCUGUCUGGGAUGCUCUACUCCCUCUCCAUCGAGCCCCUUCUGCAUCGGCUCAGAGCUGACCUGCAGGGGGUGCUGCUGCCUGGAGCACGACCAUUUAAGGUCUCUGCGUACGCAGAUGAUCUUAUUGUGUUCGUUAACAGCCAGAGGGAUGUGGAGGUCCUGGCUGACACGGUGCAGGUCUUUGGUCAGGUCUCCAGCUCCAGGGUGAACUGGAGCAAGAGCUCGGCCACUCUGCUCGGGGAGGACACUGUGUGGAGGUCACACCUGGGCCCCGCCUUCAGCCCGGCCUGGGGGGCCCUGUACAAGCCCCCUCUGACCAAGAAACAGGGGGACCUGCAGUGGAGGCUGCUGCAUGGGGCAAUAGCAGUCAAUGCCUUUGUGUGUAGGGUGAACAGGGCUGUGGGGGAGGGCUGUCCCUUCUGUGGGGAGAGGGAGACAGUGUUCCACUGCUUCUGGGAGUACUCCAGCCGCAGCAGGAGGAGGUGGCGGCUGCUCAGUUUCCUCGUUGGUCAGGCCAAGAUGGCCGUCUAUGUGAGCAGGAGGAGGAUGGUCCAGGACCAGAGUGAGAUCAGUCCCAGGGCUCUGCUGGUCCGGAUGGUCCAGGCCAGACUCAGGCUGGAGUUUGGUCUCUACAGGAUAAAUGGGGAUCAGGAGGGGUUUGAGGAGCGCUGGGGGUUCAGGGAGGUGUGCUCUGUGAGGGAGGUGUCCUCUGUGAGGGAGGUGUGCUCUGUGAGGGAGGUGUGCUCUGUGAGGGAGGUGUGCUCUGUGAGGGAGGUGUGCUCUGUGAGGGAGGUGUCCUCUGUGAGGGAGGUGUGCUCUGUGAGGGAGGUGUGCUCUGUGAGGGAGAGCUCUCAAGAAACAUCAGCACUAGUGUGUGAACGGCACAGAGGAUGGCCCCGCCCACAAAGGAUGGCCCCGCCCACAGAGAACGACUCCACCCACCGAGAACAACUCCCGCCGCCCACAGAUAAUGACUCCGCCCACAGACAAUGA
Molecule: messenger RNA, 3885 nt
Organism: Knipowitschia caucasica
Lineage: Eukaryota; Metazoa; Chordata; Actinopteri; Gobiiformes; Gobiidae
Source: the annotation of a GenBank genome assembly